AUGUCUCGCCAGCUUAUUUCCAGCGAGAAGUUUCCUACCAAGCCUCACAACUGUCCUGCCACAAAGGUCCCAGGUCUUGUUUUCUGCGCCGGUCAGACUGCCACAGGAGAGAUCAAGCAGGCGACAAGAACGGUCCUGCAAAAUUUGAAGGAAGUCCUCGAGCUCUCUGGAUCCUCCUUGGAGCAAGUCGUUAAGUACAACGUCUACCUGGCCGACAUGAAAGACUUCGCCGCCAUGAAUGAAGUGUACAUCGAUUUCCUCCCCCAGCCUAUGCCCUCGCGCUCGUGCCUUCAGGCUGUUCCUCCCGGUGACGGCACUGUGAUUGAGAUUGAGUGCAUUGCUCAGGCUUGA
Messenger RNA from Penicillium nucicola, 351 nucleotides. Its product is annotated as RidA family protein. Gene Ontology annotation, cellular component: mitochondrion; cytosol. The coding region runs from base 1 to 351 and encodes 116 amino acids. Gene Ontology annotation, molecular function: deaminase activity. The record is from RefSeq and is a predicted model, not a curated record. The transcript is spliced from 3 exons. NCBI's taxonomy places the organism in Eukaryota, Fungi, Ascomycota, Eurotiomycetes, Eurotiales, Aspergillaceae.